This is a messenger RNA of Paramacrobiotus metropolitanus, 2316 nucleotides long. RefSeq lists its product as uncharacterized. The transcript is spliced from 4 exons. The record is from RefSeq and is a predicted model, not a curated record. NCBI's taxonomy places the organism in Eukaryota, Metazoa, Tardigrada, Eutardigrada, Parachela, Macrobiotidae. The coding region runs from base 312 to 2234 and encodes 640 amino acids.
CAACACAGACCUCACUUUAGAUUUGUCGAAAAUCUUUCUCUCCGCAUGCCUGCCAUUUUGUACCGAAUCGACAUCUCGUUACCGGCUGAUAAUUUUUUAUUAUAACUGUAGUAGUUAUUACAUUGUAGUAGUACUUGAAACAAUAAUAAUAAAAUUAGGUAGCAACAAACAAAUCGCAAUGGCGAGGCUGUAUAUUGCGGUCUUAGCCUGCCUAAUCACUGGGUGGUCCACCGGCACGGAAGAUGUUGAACCUCCUCGCAUAAGAUCCAGUGUUGCACGAGACCACAGUCAGUGGGCUAGCUUUUUGGUGGAUGGUUGUCUACCACCGGUAUGUCUGUACCGAACAUGAAUUAUGUUUCCCAGCUGCGCUGACCGCCAAUAAAGCUGUGACCGGCUGGGGCGACGUGUUAGUCAAUCCUAACGCCUUUUUGUCGGCUAUGUAUCGUGGCUUCCGCAUCAACAUCUACAAAACGGCCAACGACACCAACUUACUGGGGUCAGUGCAGUACUUCUAUCCACCAGCGUUGUUUAUUGACCCGGCCAGUGCCAAGACCUAUCUGAAUACGCUGCAAGAAGACCGGCCGGAGAUGAGCUUUACAGUUCUGAUGUGGGAUGAGGAAUAUGAGGAGUUUGUACGAGAAGCGGUUAGUAGACGGCUGGGACAGCGGGUGCCUAAGGAAAGCAUACGCGUGCUGCCGAUUGAGCAAAUCCGAAUUGACGCUCUAGGGUUCGCGCCUAGCAAUUACGAAAUAGUCAACAACUGGGUGUCCUAUGCUGCACAGCCGUCCACCUUUGAUUUCCGCUUUAGCUGCAUCAAUAUGGAAGUCUGUGAGAUCUUAGCGCAGCAAGUCAAGAAAAAUCCACAGUUAUUCGUUUAUGACCUGGAGGUCUCCUAUAGUUUAAUUACUGUUCGCGCCGCACGCCGCAUUGUUCAGGUCAAAGCGGAGCACGUGCAAGCCGGAAGGCUAUUCAGUCAGCUGCAACAGCAAGUGCCCAACACUAGUGUGGUGUACAUGAAAGCCGAUGACCUCACCCAGAUGACCUUGGAAAUCGCCACAAAUGUUAUGGCGACGGAAGUGGUGGAUGAUGAGUUCAUAGGGCAAGACCAGUCUAUAACCAUCACCAAUAUUUUGGAAAGCUUGCUGCAGAUGAAACCAGAAUCAUCGGCAUCUUUCCAGGCGCAAAUGUGGGACUCUGUUUUCUGGAAAGACGAAAACACCCGACCCGACCGUGUGACCAGCACGCUGAACGAAUUCUAUGAGAAGUCCGAUGACGAAAGGAAAGACAGGAUGAAGGAGGUGCUAGCUCAAAGUCAAACCAGCAGUUCCAGCGGUGGCGGGAGUACGACCCUUGGCGUUCUGGGCGUCAGUGUACAGGCAUCCAUGCAAAUGGCUUUCAAUGACUCCAGUUCGUUCGCCAGUGAUUACGAACAAGAGCAGUUCAUAGCUACCAUGACCGAAGCUAGCGGCAAGAGCCAAUGGAGCGGGGAACGUUUCAUCGUUAAGCCGAUGCAACUAGUCCGCACCAACAUCGCCCGCCUCCAGAACUCCGCCACGGUGACCAGCGUCCAGGUGCGUGUGGCACGGUCGGCGGCACAACUUACCAGUCGAAUCAACCUCUUGGUGCAGUCACCAUCUAACAACACAGCACAAUUCAGCAAUAACACUGAACUGUCAUGUAAUAACACGCAGUUAUCAAAUAACACAUCACAAUCAUCUAACAACACAGCAACGAGCGAUAUUCCGCCUGGAUCGAUUCAGAUGUUCUACGGAGUGGAAAUCCCAGUGGGCUGGCUUCUUUGUGACGGGGCAGCGGUCAACUGCAGCAUUUACCAAAACUUGUGUCGUGUUCUGAGAGGCGUUAAUGCAGCCAACAUUCGCACGCCCGAUUUACGCGGACGCACGGCCAUCGGAGCUGGUAACGCUCAGCUUCCACAUACUAUCAACGAUCCCGUUGGUUACUAUUUUUCUGUCGGCGCCACCGGUGGGGAAGUAAACCACAAACUUUCACUCAGCGAAAUGCCAACCCAUUCACAUUCUUACACCACACCUCGCAUACCCCAUUAUUAUCCUAUUAAGUAUAAAAAGGAUGAUGGUACAAACAGCUGGGAGUUUCUGUUCCGUGAAAAAAAUACCGCCUUUGAAGCCUCGCAAACAACCGAAAGCAGCGGCUCCAGCUCUGUACAUAAUAACAUGCAGCCUUACCUUGCUUUGAAUUUCAUAAUUAAGACGUGAUCAUUGCAAUAUUUUGAAACAUUUGUGGUUUUUUUUUGCUUUGCAGAAGGAAAACGUGAUAAAUAAAUUAUUUUGAUCUUAA